Messenger RNA from Fraxinus pennsylvanica, 822 nucleotides. The record is from the annotation of a GenBank genome assembly. Lineage: Eukaryota; Viridiplantae; Streptophyta; Magnoliopsida; Lamiales; Oleaceae.
AUGGGGGACUCAGCUGUAAUUCUUGCCUUCCCUUAUGCUUCAGAUUUAUCCAAUGAAACCAAUCAGGGGAACCCCAUGCAUGCUCUUGGGGAGUCGAUUUCUUUUGGGAGGUUUAUGUCGGAAUCCUUGUCGUGGGAAAAAUGGUCAACCUUUUCUCAUAAGAAAUACGUUGAAGAGGCCGAGAGGUAUUCACAGCCUGGAUCAGUAGCCCAGAAGAAGGCUUUUUUCGAGGCUCAUUACAAGAGAAUCGCAGCUCAAAAGGCGGCAGCAUUGUUGGAACAAGAAAAUUCUGUUGAUGAACAAAAGAUCCCAGAUGCACAAGUAGACCAUCGUAAAGAAGAUGUUGAAAGGGUUGAAUCAAAUAAAGUAGAAAGUGUCAAGACGGAUCAAAAGGCCCCGGUGACAGAAAAUGAAGCCUUGAUGGAGACUCCUGUGAAGAAAAUUUCAAUGAAUCAGGUUCUUAAUCUUGAACACAAUGACAUUGUUACUGGAUCAGAGAUUAAUGAUAUACCAAAGGUGGAGAGAUCUUUGUUAAAGGUGAUAGAAAUCGACAAGCAGAAUUCCAUUGCCGAAAGGGGAAAGCUACUGGUGACAAGCAAGAAAAGAACAGCUCUUUCUCCGUUGAAAUCAUGGUUUCACCGUAAAACAUCUAAAGUACCUAGUUCAGAGGAAAGCCGCUCCAAGUCCCUGAUUGCUCGUUUAGAAAGAGUUGGCGAUAAAGAACAGAAACUCAAGGACAAAUUCAAUGCCGAGACGAUGCCAAAGGAGAAAACCGGAAGAAAAUUUAGAAAAGCACAUCAUAUAUUUUGCUUCAAAGCCUGA